This is a messenger RNA of Telopea speciosissima, 1592 nucleotides long. RefSeq lists its product as uncharacterized. The record is from RefSeq and is a predicted model, not a curated record. The transcript has 5 exons. Lineage: Eukaryota; Viridiplantae; Streptophyta; Magnoliopsida; Proteales; Proteaceae. The coding region runs from base 69 to 1448 and encodes 459 amino acids.
AGGCGGAGCUAAGAGCUUCUGUUCUUCUCUCCCUUCUAGCAAAGUCUCUCUCUCUCUCGCUGACAGAAAUGGUCUGCGGUUCUGUGUCCAUCUUAUCCUAUGCGUCUUCAUUUCCGUAUAAUUCUACUACCGAGCCAUCUACUUCAACUACCUAUACAAGGAUUAAAACCUUGAAGGUCUUGAGGCGUGAACCUAGGAAGAAUUCGAAAGAAGCUUCUAAAUCUUUGGCUCCCAGAGCUUUUAGCAUUAGAGCUUUCUCAAAGCAACCGAUAGAAGAUGGUGCUGGGGAGCAGUUUCUGGAAAACAAUUCGAUUGCUGAUUUCAUGAGAUUCAGAAAAUCUGAUCGACAAAGCAAUAGCCAGUUGCAGACAGCUGUUGUUAGCUACAGAAAGAAGUUCCCAUGGUCUCUGCUUCAGCCAUUCCUACAGGUUGAUUUGGUGUCCACUAUCCACAUUGCGGAUAAAGAUUAUUUUGCAACCCUCCAGAAGGAACUUGAACAAUAUGAUUGUGUCCUCUAUGAGAUGGUAGCCAGCAAGGAAAGUCUAGAGAAUAGAAGAAAACCUACUUCAGCCAAAAGGCUGAAAAGUUCACGUUCACGGGGCUUCAAUAUUCUUGGAUGCAUUCAACGGCAGAUGGCUCGAGUUCUAACGCUUGAUUUCCAAUUAGACUGUCUUGAUUACCAAGGAGAAAAUUGGUACCAUGCUGACCUAGACUAUGAGACCUUCAAGGUGCUUCAGCUUGAAAGGGGCGAGAGCUUAUUUUCAUUUGCAAGGGAUAUGACCCUCAGAUCUACAAAAGCUAUUGUGCAGCCAGCUUCUAUUUCUGAAGAUCUUGGACCUUGGAGAUCCAAGCUUCUAUGGGCUUCCCGUGUGCUUCCAAUGCCGCUCAUUGGCCUUCUCAUUAUUGGAAGCGUAUGUGCCGAUGUGGGAAGUCAGAAAUCUGAAUAUCCAGAAUUAGAAGCACUCUCCAGUCUGGAUUUUGGUGCUGCGAUGAAAGUCUUCUUGGCAAAGCGGCUAACUUCUGAGUUCACACAGGUGACAGCAGAUGUUGAGGAGAAGUCUGUUAUCAUUGGUGAAAGGAACAGAGUUGCAACAGAGGCGUUGGGAAGAGCAAUCGAAGGAGGACACAACAAGAUUGCAGUGUUGUAUGGGGGUGGCCACAUGCCAGACUUGGGCAGGCGGUUGCGUGAGGAGUUUGACCUGGUCCCCUCACAGGUACAGUGGAUAACAGCAUGGUCUAUAAGGAAUCGAGAGCUUGACAGUCAAUCACUCCCUUUUCUGAAGACAUUAGCAAGACUAUCAGGUUGGCCGCUCAAUAGAUAUCAGACCCUGGCAUUGCUCAUCUUCUCUUCAGUCCUAGCAUUGGAUCUCUGGUUCUGGGAGCUCUUUUUUGGCAGUGCAUUGAACUGGGUCUCUCAAGCUGCUUCUGAAUUUAGUCAUUUAGUUUGAGGAUACACAAUUGGUAUGUUCAUCUACAUGAUGUAAGCUGUGUAUUUUAUUAUUCAAGAAGGCUGGGAAGCAAUCCGUAUGUGCAUGUGUAAAACUGUAAAUAUUUUGUGAUCUUUCCAGGUAUACAACCAUUAACUAAACUCU